Gryllus bimaculatus (two-spotted cricket) is the source of this 321-nucleotide messenger RNA. Lineage: Eukaryota; Metazoa; Arthropoda; Insecta; Orthoptera; Gryllidae. The record is from the annotation of a GenBank genome assembly.
AUGUACAUAAAUUUAUAUUUGGAUUUAAGACGGGCCUUAUUCACAGGUUCUGUGAAAUCUACCCUGAAGAUCGUCCCGAGCAAUUGUUCAGUUAAUAGGCCUAGUGACUAUUCUCUGUUUGGUCCAAGUUGGAAAACCCAACUGUUUAAAUCCAACGAAUCAGACGAUUCUAAUACGAAACUCAUCUGAUUUCGUAUAUUGUGAGCGUCUAUUGAACGUCGUGCUUACGUCGUCUCUUCGACGUUGCUGCUCUUCCCACUAGUGGACAGAAUUAUCGAAAUCUGGUUCGCGCUCUUGGGAAUCUGGGAAGUCCCCUGCACG